UUCCAUCGCGCUCCUGGAGGGAAAAAAAGCGACUUCUCUGCUGGACAGCGUGUACCAAAGACCCUCACACACUCACACCAUCACAGUCAAGGACAUAUGUGAGCCAGGAGAUUUUUCAGCGUGGAGUCUACAUCCAGGAUUCAGGAAUUGUUGCCUAUGUCAAGUCAAUUGUUUGGAAACUAAAUAAACAAUGCACUCUGCUGGUGACAACUAAUGACCCAACAUGAGUCACCGACGGGGUGAUCGUCAACUGUCAUCGGUUCUGUGGUCUUCUCAGGAGGGACAAAGUCCGGUAAGCUGCGCGAUUCUCACCCAUGGAGCGAUAAGCGUCUCUCGGUCACCUUCUGAAAUGAUGUCUUGUGGCGACGUGCGAGGCGCGCCAGAGUGCGUGUGAGUGACUGACCGAUAGUCUGGAUAUAAACAGCAGCCAGGCUUUCAGGCAGCGACAGCCAGGCACCCAGAGCAGCCAUCUCGCCUCUCGCUCAGCUCCUCAGACCCAUGCAGGAUGCCCGGAGAGCGCCGGGGAGUCCUGGUCCAGCUCUGCCGGAGUUCAUGACGCUCUGGGCGGCCUCGUCAUGCGUCUCUUGCCCGAGCCCAGCGCCCAGUCCCUCCGGCUCCUCUUCCUCUUUAUCUUCGUGAUGGGGGUGACCCCUUCCCCGGCUCUCACAGCCGGCUGCCCCGAUAGAUGCGUGUGCGACGACCAGCUGGUGGUCCAGUGCGCCGGGCAGGAGCUCACCCAGUUCCCCAAUGACCUGCCCCUGGCCACCAGGCAGCUCAUCAUCUCUAACAACCGCAUUGGGGACCUCCCGGCGCUGCAGCUCAACUACUUGUCCGAUCUGGUCUAUUUGGACUGCAGCAACAACUCUCUAACAGAGAUCUCCGAGUCCACCUUCGGGAAUUUGCGGAAACUCGCCUACCUCGACUUGUCGUUCAACACCCUGCUGCAGAUCGAGGACCGGACUUUCGGGCCCCUGGCGUCUCUGGUGAUGCUGCGGCUGACGGAUAACCCGUGUUUGGGGGAAAUCCACCCGGAUGCCUUCUCGGAGAACAUGGCUCUGCAGGUGCUGGACGUGAGCCGGAACAACCUGACGGCCCUGAACAUCAGCAGCCUGAUCGCCUUGCCUGCUCUGAGGUCUCUGGGGCUCAGCGGAAACCCCUGGAGCUGCGACUGUGACACGGAGGACCUCUGCCUGUGGGUGCAGAUAGAGGGCUUCAAGUUCCAAGAUGAAGGCCAGACGGUUUGCCACAGUCCCCCAGAGCUGGCGGGCCAGCGUUUGGCGGAGGUCGGCAUGCAGCUGCGGGCAGACUGCCACCAAGGCCUGGGCUACUGGGACUACCUCUUCUUCAUCGCCAUCGGCUUCGUCAUCUUCUCCGCCGGCACGGUGUCGGCCUGGGUGAUGGGCGUGCUCAUGGUGCUGUACGAGCGCUACAGCAAGAGGAAGAGCGAGGAGCUGGACAGCGAUGACGAGGAUGACAGGGGAGGGAUGGGCGGAGGAGGAGGAGGAGGAGGAGGAGGGAACCAGGGGAAUGGGGAUCUGAGCAAGCCUAACAUGCAGGUGUGA
Messenger RNA from Notothenia coriiceps (black rockcod), 1562 nucleotides. It is a transcript of the gene lrrc52, whose product is annotated as leucine rich repeat containing 52. Gene Ontology annotation, molecular function: potassium channel activator activity; transmembrane transporter binding; voltage-gated potassium channel activity. Bases 576 to 1562 code for a protein of 328 amino acids. The transcript has 2 exons. NCBI's taxonomy places the organism in Eukaryota, Metazoa, Chordata, Actinopteri, Perciformes, Nototheniidae. Gene Ontology annotation, cellular component: voltage-gated potassium channel complex. The record is from RefSeq and is a predicted model, not a curated record.